Molecule: messenger RNA, 1200 nt
Organism: Mesitornis unicolor (brown roatelo)
Lineage: Eukaryota; Metazoa; Chordata; Aves; Mesitornithiformes; Mesitornithidae
Gene: SEMA3E
Product: sema domain, immunoglobulin domain (Ig), short basic domain, secreted, (semaphorin) 3E
Exons: 10
Biological process (GO): negative regulation of axon extension involved in axon guidance; neural crest cell migration; axon guidance
Molecular function (GO): chemorepellent activity; semaphorin receptor binding
Source: RefSeq, a predicted model, not a curated record
AUCCAUUGGCCUAGUACACCUCUGCAGGCAGAAGAAUGCACAAUUAAAGGAAGAGAUGCUGAUGAAUGUGCAAAUUACAUCCGUGUCCUUCACCGAUACAACAGAACGCACCUUCUGGCUUGUGGAACAGGAGCUUUUGAUCCACUCUGUACUUUUAUUAGAGCUGGACAUCCAUCAGAGGAUCAUCUGUUUCAACUGGAAUCGCACAAAUUUGAGAGAGGACGAGGGAGGUGCCCUUUUGACCCCAGUUCUUCCUUCACCUCCAUCUUAAUUGGUGGUGAACUUUUUACUGGUCUCUACAGUGACUACUGGGGAAGAGAUGCUGCUCUGUUUCGCACCAUGAAUCGCAUGGCUCAUCUUCGAACUGAACCUGAUAGUGAGCGUCUGUUAAAAGAACCAAAAUUUGUUGGCUCAUGCAUGAUCCCUGACAAUGAAGACCAUGAUGAUAACAAAGUAUAUUUCUUCUUUACUGAAAAAGCAUUAGAGGCCGAGACAAGCGCUCAUGCCAUAUAUACCAGAGUGGGACGCGUAUGUGCGAAUGAUAUGGGAGGCCAGCGAAUGCUUGUGAAUAAAUGGAGCACUUUCCUCAAAACCAGGCUAGUUUGCUCUGUACCUGGGAGAAACGGAAUUGAUACACAUUUUGAUGAAUUAGAGGAUGUGUUUUUGCUGCAAACUCGUGAUAAUAAAAAUCCAGUGAUAUUUGGCCUCUUCAGCACUACAAGCAAUAUAUUUAGAGGAUAUGCUGUAUGUGUUUACCAUAUGGCAAGUGUCCGAGCAGCUUUCAAUGGACCCUAUGCUCAUAAAGAAGGACCUGAGUACCACUGGGCUCUAUAUGAAGGAAAAGUACCUUACCCUAGACCUGGCUCAUGUGCCAGCAAGGUGAAUGGCGGCCUGUACACUACCACCAAAGACUAUCCUGAUGAAGCUGUCCAUUUUGCCAGGAGUCAUCCACUGAUGUAUCAGCCCAUCAAACCUGUUCAUAAAAGACCAAUUCUAGUUAAAACGGAUGGAAAGUACAAUCUUAAACAAAUAGCAGUGGAUAGAGUGGAAGCCGAAGAUGGACAAUAUGAUGUCUUGUUCAUUGGCACAGAUAAUGGAAUUGUGUUGAAAGUCAUUACAAUUUACAAUCAAGAGACAGAAUCAAUGGAAGAAGUGAUUCUUGAAGAGCUGCAAGUAUUUAAGGUGAACUGUGUUUUAUAG